UUACAUUCACUUCAAGUUGGUGUUUAGUUGGAGUUUGCGUUCAGUUUACAUUUACUGCAGUUUUAAAUUUUACCGGUGAAGGUCUUUGAAGUUGUGAAGUUUUAAUAGACGAGCAAGAUGUCCUUAGACGAGAAAUUCAACAAAGCUGCUGAAAAUGUCAAGAAUUUGAAAUCAAAACCCUCCGAUAACGAUUUGUUGGAAAUCUAUGCUCUCUUCAAACAAGCAACUGUGGGAGAUGUUAAUACAGACCGUCCAGGACUUCUAGACUUAAAGGGUAAAGCCAAAUGGGAUGCAUGGAAUGCAAAGAAAGGAGUGUCUCAGGAUCAAGCUAAAGAACAAUACAUCGUUAAAGCUGAUUCACUUGUUAGUUCUCUAGGGAUUAACUAAAUUAUUAUUCUUUAUGUUGUUAUAUUGAUACUUUGCACUAAUGCACUCUUUGUUAAUUUGAAAAUUGAAAUAAAUCUUUGGUGGAUAAA
Messenger RNA from Anoplophora glabripennis (Asian longhorned beetle), 476 nucleotides. It is a transcript of the gene Acbp1, whose product is annotated as acyl-CoA-binding protein homolog. The record is from RefSeq and is a predicted model, not a curated record. Gene Ontology annotation, molecular function: fatty-acyl-CoA binding. Bases 118 to 387 code for a protein of 89 amino acids. Gene Ontology annotation, biological process: fatty acid metabolic process. The transcript has 4 exons. NCBI's taxonomy places the organism in Eukaryota, Metazoa, Arthropoda, Insecta, Coleoptera, Cerambycidae.